UUACCCAUCAUGCAACGAGCUCUGUUGUGACCCCAAAAUGGCGACGUGAGGGAGGUGGAAGACUGGCUUUUCGGCGGGUUUAUAUCACCAAACCUUCCUCUUCUCCUGCCCGUUAACCAAGAAAGGGGCGCAAGUGAGCAACGUUAAGGUCUUUGGAAAUGUCGGUCACAUGUCAAUGACAUUGAUGCUUCAGCACAUGUUGUCAUGGACACCAUGCCCGUAACCAUGGAGAUGCUGACGGAGCACCCGCCCAUCGCCACGCCCGCAGAGUUGGCAGUGCCGUACUUCCGGCUUCACGGCGUCUUCCAAGAUGAGCAAAUGGAAGAGUACACCGAAACUUUCCUCUUACGCCUCUAUAGGUGUAAAGCAUGCCAGUUUAACAGCUUCUUAGUGGACAAUUUUGUUUCGCAUCUGAACGACACACACUUUGACAGCAGUGAGAAGUCGAAUGGCUUUCCGGAAAAUGAUGUCGGCAAGAGUGCUGGAGAGGAAAUGUCUUGUGACAUGUUCUUCAAGGACUCAGCCUCAGAAAAUGGCGACUCCAGAAGGGUGGUUGAAAAACCAGCGCCGGCAUUAAAGAGAAGCCUGUCUGAUAGUGCCCUGAAUAUUCCCCCGCGCAAGAGAGAAGCUACCGGUAGUUCUUUGCCUCACGCCAGCAAGAGAACCCAGGCUCGGAGCAAGGAGUCGAAGCCAAAGAUGCCCAAACCUAGCAAAGCAACCUCACGCAUGAAGAAAUCUCGCAAGGCCAAGCAGAAAAGACACGUGCAGGAGAGUUGGCAGAAAGACAUCGGGAGGAUACUCGUGGUGCAGAACACGGGCGACGGGGAUGACGACUCAGAUGACGACUACGCCGACUUUGAAGAGCCGAGCGAGAGACGUCAGCGGAAGGCCAGGAAGCCUCAGAAGAGGCCCAACUACAUGAGGAAGAGGAACCCGCAGCGAGGUAUGAGGUACUCCUGUAACAUCUGCGGCCUGAAGUUCUGCAGGGAGGAUGAACAGAAGCUGCACAUGCAGUGCCACGUUGAGGGGGAGGAAGGCUUCAAGUGCAUCUACUGUGAUGAGCGGAGUAAAGACUGGAGGAGGACCUACAGACACAUGUUCAGGGCUCAUGAUGUCCCCGCACCUUACGUCUGCAAGGACUGUGGCUUCAAGUGCAUGAAGGCCUGUGAGCACGAGCGACACCUCCUCAUGCACUCCGACGCCCGGCCGUUCAAGUGCGACCAGUGCACGAGCGCCUUCCGCUACCGCAGGAACCUCCUCCAGCACAAGAAACGCUCCUGCAAGAGCUCCCCCAAGGAGUACAUCUCUCAGAAGCACUUCCAGUGCCCGACCUGCCUGACCUGGUUCUCAGUGGAGGAGGAGCAGCAGCUCCACACCAAGUGUCACCGGAAGGAGGGGAAGGACUUCAAGUGUCUGCACUGCGACCACAUCGAGACCGAGUGGAACAAGAUCUUCCGACACAUGUACCGGGAACACAACAUCCAGGGUCCCCACGUCUGCGUCAUCUGUGGCUUCAACUCGCUGAAGAGGGGGGACCUGAACAGGCACAUGUCUGUCCACACCGCCGACAAGCCGUUUGUCUGCGAGAUUUGUGGGAAAGGCUUCAAGCACAAAAGGAACAAGGAGGCCCACAAGAGAGACAUGCACAGUGAUCACCCCCAGGUUAGGAAGCGGAUCCAGCCAGAAGGACCCAGGCUGAAGUGUGGCCAGUGCACCAAGACAUUCAAGGAUGAAAAGAUUCUGCAGAAGCACCAGAUUGUCCACACUGAUGAGAAGCGGUUCAUGUGUGACGUGUGUGGGUUCGCCACUCGCAGGAAGGCAGGACUGGAACUGCACAUGAGGACUCACAAAGGAGACAAGAAGUUUAAGUGUGAGUUCUGUGACUACGCGACCGUGGACCGUAGCUGCCUCAGGCGACAUCGGUGGAGACAUAAGGAUGAGAACCCUUAUAAGUGUAACUGGUGUGACUACAGUUGUAUCCAGAAACAGUGUAUGGACAUCCAUGUGAGGAAAAAACAUACUGGUGAAAUGUAUCGUUGUGACAUGUGCGACUUCAAGACUCCAGUCCGCCAGGCGUUCAACAAGCACAAGCGCGCUCACGCCGAGUCGGCCUCAAACAUGGACCAGGGCCACCAGGGGCACCACCAGGGACAACACCAGGGCCACCAGUACCCGGCACCUCCGUCCCCAGCACCACUAACCCACACGGAGAUGGUGAGCGCCGUGAACAGUGUGGAGACAGUGGAGGGGAUCGUACAACCUGCUGUAUGGGCAGCAGUAUGGACUAAUGCUGGAGUAUUACUUUAG
This is a messenger RNA of Branchiostoma belcheri (Belcher's lancelet), 2307 nucleotides long. Its product is annotated as zinc finger protein 431-like. The transcript has 9 exons. Bases 205 to 2307 code for a protein of 700 amino acids. The record is from RefSeq and is a predicted model, not a curated record. NCBI's taxonomy places the organism in Eukaryota, Metazoa, Chordata, Leptocardii, Amphioxiformes, Branchiostomatidae.